This is a messenger RNA of Camellia sinensis, 1540 nucleotides long. Lineage: Eukaryota; Viridiplantae; Streptophyta; Magnoliopsida; Ericales; Theaceae. The record is from RefSeq and is a predicted model, not a curated record.
UCUUUUCACAACCUACAGCACCCAUCAGAAUUCAGCCCUCCACGCCCCUUGAAAAACGCUCCUCACCAAAAUUCCAUGGCGGAGGAGGACGACGUCCCUGAUCAGAACCCUAGGUUCUUCGUGGCGGUGCACGUCGGCGCGGGAUUUCACGCGCCGUCGAACGAGAAAGCUCUCAGGUCCGCCAUGAAACGUGCCUGCCUCGUUGCUGCUUCUGUUCUUCGCAAGGGUCCUGGUGGGUGUAUAGAUGCUGUUUCAGCGGCAAUACAAGUCUUGGAGGAUGAUCCAAGCACAAAUGCUGGGCGUGGCUCAAAUUUGACUGAAGAUGGUCAUGUGGAAUGUGAUGCCAGUAUCAUGGAUGGUGAUUCUGGGGCAUUUGGGGCUGUUGGAGCGGUGCCAGCAGGUGUCCGGAAUGGAAUCCAAAUUGCUGCUUUGUUGGCCAAGGAACAAAUGUUGGGGUCAACACUGCUGGGUAGAAUACCUCCCAUCUUCUUGGUUGGUGAAGGUGCACGUAUGUGGGCAACAUCCAAGGGUAUUCCUUUGCCGGCAAGUAUACCGGAGGCUGAUGAGUGGCUGGUUACAGAGAGGGCAAAAAGACAGUGGGAAAAAUACAAAUCAAUGCUUGAUGAUGCAAAAGCUGUGAAAGCAGAAAUUGAUGGAGAACCUUCUUCUAGCACUCAAGAGAAUGCUGCUGUAUCAGAAGUUCUACCAUGUGAUCAUUUGAAGACAAAUGGGGAUCAUGGUAAAUUAUGUACGUUGAAUGUGCCAGAAGAUGACUGCAUUAUGGACACUGUUGGGGUUAUUUGUGUUGACACUGAAGGACAUAUAGCAUCUGGAGCUUCAAGUGGUGGCAUUGCACUGAAGAUAAGUGGACGUGUGGGAUUAGCAGCAAUGUAUGGCUCCGGUUGUUGGGCAUCCUCAAAAGGUCCGUUUGGGGCUCCAUUUAUAGUUGGUUGUUGCGUUAGUGGUGCUGGAGAGUAUUUAAUGAAAGGAUUUUCUGCUCGGGAGUGCUGUGUCUCAUCAUCACUGUCGCAGGCAGGUCCGGGCUCUGCUUGCAUGAAAGUUUUACGCUCUGUUAUGCAAGAUAGUAGCCAAUAUGGUACUGAUAAAAGUGCCGGAACUCUAGUUGUUCAAGCCGAGGCUCCUAUAACACUUCCCGGGACUUCACCUAAGCUGAAAGCUAUAGAGAUUGCAGCAGCCUACACUUCCCUUUCUUUUGGAAUGGGUUAUUUUGGAAGCUCUAUGGAGCGGCCCAAGGUCUCAAUUCUUAGGACUACAAAACAGCAAAAUAGGACCGACAUCGACCAGUUUGCCGCACGAAUUGAUGUUGGUGAAAGUAAAGGAUAAAAUAUCGUGUGCGCAAAGAUUUUGAUAAGAAAUUUAAAAUUUGGAAGUAAGUCAAACUGGUUUAUUUAUCUUCUUCUUUCAAGUGACUCAUCAUGUUUCAAAUGGUUAGUAAAGCAAACCUAAAACCUGAAAGAUGUUCAUUUUCACUCAUGUGAGAGAUCAGCACAAUUAUUUUAUGGACCAUUCUUCCACAACA